AUGCCAAAUGAUAGCCAAAACAUCACAUCCACUCCUAAUUCGUUUUCAACUAGUGAUUCUUUCCCACAUCCUUAUAAUUAUACUACUGUUACUAAUAUUAACGUUUAUGAAACUACUGAGACUAUUGAGACUACUGAAAAUCUCCAGAAUAUUCAACCCUCGUCAUAUUUUCAUAAUGAACAAAUAAUGCCAACUAAUGAUCAAAAUAGAUCUUCCUUUUCAACUAACGAUUUAUACGGUUCCUUCUAUUCCGAAAUUCUACAUCUUUACAUUAACCCUUAUGAUGAGGCUAUCGAAGCUUCCCAAAACUUUAUAUUCCCAAUUUAUUUGCCUGAAUAG
Messenger RNA from Cetraspora pellucida, 339 nucleotides. Lineage: Eukaryota; Fungi; Glomeromycota; Glomeromycetes; Diversisporales; Gigasporaceae. The record is from the annotation of a GenBank genome assembly.